Messenger RNA from Aspergillus calidoustus, 420 nucleotides. NCBI's taxonomy places the organism in Eukaryota, Fungi, Ascomycota, Eurotiomycetes, Eurotiales, Aspergillaceae. The record is from the annotation of a GenBank genome assembly.
AUGAGCGACAGUGUGCACAAAACCGGCACCCAACCCAGCGAAUGGGCCCAGACGAAGCUCGCCGAAUGGGAGCGGAACAUGGCAAAGGUGAAGGAGGAGCACCCGGAGUUCAAUAUCGACCCGGAGAAUAAGUGGUGGAUUCCGCUUGUUGAGCUCGAGGAGCGUACGAACUCUCUCAACGAAGAGACGCGCGAGAAGUACCACUCCUGGUCCGUCAAGUAUCACGAGGCCAAGUACGAUCCGGAGAAAGUUCCCGCGCUGCGCGAGGAGAUGAAGACGAUACUUGCUGGAUACCCAGAGGUUGAGGAGAUAGUCGAAAAGGUUUUCUUUAAUGAGAAGGCGCUGACUGCCGGGCGGAAGCAUGUCGUCACCGAGAUGGAGGCGGGGAGGGAGCCUUUUGCGAUGUCUUGUGCGAAGUAG